AUGAGUGGGAAUUCAAGGCUGAACAUUGGAUUCUUUAAAAGGUUAAAACCUCAGGUUUAUAGUGAUUCUCAGUCAUAUAAUAGUGAAAUUGUAUUGAUAUCAAUCAAUCCUGUGGGAAAUAACGUAGUAAAUUCACGAACUGAUGGAAGUUUAAGGAUUUGGAGAUCUUCAAGUGAUCGAUUAACUGAAGCCAAAACUAUCGAUAAACCUCAUGAAAGACCAGUUGAAAGUGUAUCAUGGAAUCCCAAGACAGAAUAUACUUUUGCAACUGUUGGGAAAGAUAAAAACAUCAAAAUUUGGAGAGCAAUUGCUUCAACUCCUGAUAAAAUCAUUACAGUACAAAAGAAUGAUAACACCCCAGUGAUAUUGAAAUUAGUGAAGUAUUCAGCUAACGGUGAUUUGUUGGCUGUGGUGGAUAAAGAUUCAACAGUGGUUAUCUAUUCCACUAAAGAUUAUAAGAAACUUUGUGAAAUCAAAUUACAUGAAUAUAUCUAUUCUUUUGAAUGGUUUAAUUCGGGUGAUUUAUUCAUUGUAGGAUUCCACGAUGGAAGUUCUCAUAUUUAUAAGUACUAUAAUGAAGAAAUCAUAUUGAAAAAACAACUAUUGGGUCAUAAAUCAUCCAUUACAAGUACAGUCAUCGAUCCUCGUGGAACAUAUAUAUUUAUUGGAUCAAAUGAAGGUGUAGCAUCAUUAUGGUCAACUUCCACAUUAUUACCAGAAAAAGUCAUCACAGAUGUUGAUGAAUCAAUAUCUUGUGUAGCAUGUAGUAGAGAUGGUACUUAUGUAGGAGUUUGUUAUGAUGGAGAUAUACCAUUAAAGAUAUAUGAUUCCUCAAGUACUGAAAUGAUGUUGGAAAUAUCCAAUGCCAAACCAGGUAAGCAAGUAGCUCCAUCAAUUCAAUGGUUCCCCAAUAAAACUGCAUUCAUAUAUACCAGUGAUGAUUGUAAAACCAUGACAUAUAUGAUAAAAUCCGAUUAA
Messenger RNA from Yamadazyma jaroonii, 978 nucleotides. The record is from the annotation of a GenBank genome assembly. NCBI's taxonomy places the organism in Eukaryota, Fungi, Ascomycota, Pichiomycetes, Serinales, Debaryomycetaceae.